Cephus cinctus (wheat stem sawfly) is the source of this 1820-nucleotide messenger RNA. RefSeq names its product tubulin-specific chaperone E (gene Tbce). The transcript is spliced from 8 exons. NCBI's taxonomy places the organism in Eukaryota, Metazoa, Arthropoda, Insecta, Hymenoptera, Cephidae. The coding region runs from base 192 to 1775 and encodes 527 amino acids. Gene Ontology annotation, molecular function: protein binding. The record is from RefSeq and is a predicted model, not a curated record.
GGAAGCAGUAGGAAGGUCUUAAAGCACGAAGCUCACAGAAUAUAAAAUAGAGAAAUUUGAAAUUGGUAUUUAUGACUUAUAAUAUUGAUAUAAAUAUAUCAACACAAACGUCUACAUUUCGUGUGAGUGAUAUUUUUUAUGAGAACCCUCUAUGAAAAUACUUAUCUCUUAACUCUGAAUAUUUUGUCAGAAUGGUAGAAGACAAGAACUAUAAAAUUGGUAGCCGAAUAGAAUGCGAUGGAUAUCGUGGCACAGUAAAAUAUUUUGGUCCUGUUGGUGAUACCAAAGGUGAAUGGCUAGGUGUAGAUUGGGAUGAUCCAACUCGUGGAAAGCACAAUGGCACAUAUGACGGAGUUGAAUAUUUUAAGACCUGGCGUCCUACAUCAGGUUCCUUUAUACGGCCUGGUAAAGUAAAGUUGGGAAUAUCUUGUCCACAAGCUAUUAGAGCACGUUAUGGUCUAAUCAAUGAUGAACUCGUAGGCAUUGACAAAGAUAAUUUGAAUAGUUUACAAAAAGAGAUUAAUGCUCCAUUCCUAGAAAUGGUUGGCUUUUCCAAGGUCAAUAAAAAGCAAAGUAAAUUUGAUCAAUUGAAGGUAAUAUGGUUAAGAGAGCAAUGUGUCAGUGAUGCUGGGAGACCUAGGGAAUUGGAGGAAUUGUGUCCUAAUCUGGAUGAACUGGAUAUUUCAAGAAAUCUUAUUAAUUCCUGGAAAUUUGUAUCUGAAAUAUGUUGUCAACUUCGUAUGUUAACACGACUCAAUGUUAGUGAAAAUCAUCUACCAGUUGAACAGAACCUAGAAACACUGAAAAACGCUUUUCUAAAUGUCAAACAUUUGACAAUGGCAAAAAUGAAUUACAAUUGGUUUGAUAUACAGCAAUGUAUAAUAAUGUUUCCAUCAAUUCAAGAACUCUCAGUUUCUUUUAAUAUCGUGGAUACCCUGGAAGUACCAUCAAAGAACAGCAAUAUAAUGAAAAUUACUGAAUUGACGUUAGAAGCAAAUCUUAUUUCAAGCUGGGACGAAGUACUAAAGUUGGGUCAUCUUCCAUCCUUAGAAUAUCUUAAUCUAAAUCUAAACAAAAUAAACGCCAUAUAUUUUCCAACUACACAUCCUAUGGAAAAGACAAAUCUUUUUCCUGCACUGCGCCAGUUGCAUAUAUCCAAAAACAACAUAUCUGAAUGGCGUUCAAUAAGUGAACUGGAAAAGCUUGUGAACUUAGAGGAAUUGAAGUUAAGAGACAAUCCUGUGUUGCAAGGCGAGACAAUAGAAACAGCGCGACAAUUAAUAAUAGCUAGAAUAACUAAACUGAAGAUUCUAAAUGGCACUGAAAUUUGGUACGGAGAAAGAAGAGGUGCAGAAUACGAUUAUCUUAAAUUAUUUGGACCCCAUUGGAUAGAUAGUGAAAAUAAUUUAGAGAAGAGGAAUGAAUUCAUAGCAAAUCACCCACGUUACCCUUCAUUAGUGCAGAAAUAUGGAUUGCCGGAUAUUCCAGUAUCAAAGAAAAAUGGUGGAAUGAUGUCAAACGUUAUAUCUGUGGAAUUUGUAUGUCCGAAGGAUCAGGGUCAGAAUAAAGGAAUCAAAAGAAAACUUUUAAAAGACAUGGAAGUCCAAAAAGUGACUGGUCUCGCGCAAAGGCUUUUUAAGACUGGAGGAAAAAUACCGGUUCUCUCAUUUUUGCAGCAAAAUCUUUCAAGAGACGAGAUACCUCUUGACAAACCUUUACAAAAAUUAAGCUAUUAUUCGAUUCAAGAUGGCGAUCAAGUGCUUGUGCGGUGGUGAUACUGAAUAAAUAUGAUUUAUAGAAAAACAAAUGUAUUUUCCACA